CGUACCAGAUGGGGGCAACUUUAGGUGACGGACCAGCCGCAUUACGCUAAAAUGUUACCGGUACAACAUAUUUAAAAUAUAUACUUCUUAUGUAGCUAUGGCGAAUUGUAUUUUUCAGUUAAACUUUAAGUUUGAAUCUCAGGAACAACCCUAAGUUGGUGAAAAAUAUUAACCAUAAUUACACGUGACCUAGUGUUUGUGACAUUUAGCCAACGUAGCUGUCACAGACAGCGAACCUGGAAGGUACACAUGUACUGCCCGUGAUAACGUCGUCAUAACACAUUUCGUGCUGCAGGCAUGGAGCACCUCAGGGCUUUUAAUGUUCUGUUUACUGUUUCCCAACAAUGGAGAGCCGUUAGGUUUAUCCAGCUGAGACACAGUUCGAAUUUGAGGAACAGCGCAGACAAAAGUAAAAGAAGAAAUGUGGACAGAUUCAGGACUCAGCUGUCAUCUGGUCCAAGUUUUCCGGAUUUCAUCAAAGGUAUUUCUAGCCCUAAAGAAUAUGUUCCCCAGGAAGAGCAUUCGGAGACGGCUGGGUACUUUAGUGAGGACAUGGACAUUGGAAACUCAAGGAAAGUCUACUUUGAGACCUAUGGCUGCCAGAUGAACGUGAAUGACACUGACAUUGCCUGGUCCAUCCUACAGAGGAGGGGAUACAAACGCACGACUAACUUAAAUGAGGCAGAUGUUGUUCUUCUGGUGACUUGCUCUAUAAGAGAAAAAGCAGAACAAACUAUUUGGAAUCGACUACAGCAGCUUACAGCUAUGAAAAGGAAGCGUUUAAAUACCAGCUGGCCAAUGAAAAUUGGGAUUUUAGGUUGCAUGGCAGAGAGGUUGAAGACAGAGCUGUUGGAGCGAGAGAAGCUGGUGGAUGUUCUCGCUGGUCCAGAUGCUUACAGGGACCUUCCUCGUCUGCUGACAGUAGCAGACUUUGGUCAGCAGGCCAGCAAUGUACUGCUGUCUUUAGAGGAGACCUAUGCUGACAUCAUGCCGGUCCAUCAUACCACGCAAGGAAUCAGCACUUUUGUGUCCAUCAUGAGAGGCUGUGACAACAUGUGCAGUUACUGCAUCGUUCCCUUCACUCGAGGUCGAGAGAGGAGUCGACCCGUCAGCUCCAUCGUGAAGGAAGUCCAACUGCUGUCUGACCAGGGUGUGAAGGAGGUGACGUUGCUGGGUCAGAACGUGAACAGCUACAGAGACACAUCAGAGGAACAGUUCUGUGGUCCCGACCUGACUGCACUCAGCCGUGGUUUUAAGACAGUUUACCGCCCAAAGCAGGGAGGCCUGCGCUUCUCAGACCUCCUGGACCGAGUGUCACACAUCGAUCCUAACAUGAGGAUCAGGUUCACCUCCCCCCAUCCUAAAGACUUUCCUGACGAGGUUUUGCAGCUGAUUGCAGAGCGAGGUAAUAUUUGCAAACAGCUUCAUCUUCCAGCUCAGAGUGGGAGUGAUCGGAUCCUAAAAGCAAUGCGCCGUGGCUACACACGAGAGGCUUACCUUCAUCUUGUAGAAAACAUAAAGACGAUCAUCCCAGAGGUGAGCCUCAGCAGUGACUUCAUCUCAGGCUUCUGUGGGGAGACAGAGGAGGACCACCAGCUGACUGUGUCUCUGAUCAGAGAGGUGGGCUACAACGUUGGAUUCCUCUUUGCCUACAGUAUGAGAAAGAAAACCCACGCCUACCACCGGUUAGAGGAUGACGUGCCGGCAGAGGUAAAGCAGCAGCGGCUGGAGGAGUGCAUCAAUGUGUUCAGAGAGGAGGCUGCAAGAGUGAACUCUGAGCUCAUUGGCAGCACACAGCUCAUCCUGGUGGAGGGAGAAAGUAAAAGAUCUGCUGAGGAUCUGUGUGGAAGGACUGAUGGGAAUGUUAAAGUCAUUUUUCCCAAAGAAGACGUUGCAGUUCAACUUUCAGAGUCCAACACUGCGCCUGUCACUGCUGGAGACUACGUGUUAGUAGAGAUAUUGUCAGCAAACUCUCAGAGCCUCAGAGGUCGAGCCAUAAGUCACAGCUCCCUGAAAAAACCAGAGAAAAAUCAGGACUUGAACCUGGGUGUUGACAAGCUUCAUCUUUCCAAUGGCAGGGAGGGGGUAUCCCUGUGACAGCUUCACUGUGAAGGGAAAACAGCAGCAAAAACAGAGAUUUCACAGCACAGAACACAGGAGGUAUAGAUCACUAACUCACAGUGUUCCUAAAUAAAGCAUUAAUUAUCUGUGAAAUAAGAAACUAAAAGUAUUGGCCCUGAAGUCUGUGUUGAUCUGCUGGGCAUGCUGUGACCUGAUGACCUGCCCUGACCUGACCUGUCCUGACAGUACAGUCCAAGAACAGCCUGAUU
Cynoglossus semilaevis (tongue sole) is the source of this 2330-nucleotide messenger RNA. It is a transcript of the gene cdk5rap1, whose product is annotated as CDK5 regulatory subunit associated protein 1. Lineage: Eukaryota; Metazoa; Chordata; Actinopteri; Pleuronectiformes; Cynoglossidae. Gene Ontology annotation, molecular function: tRNA-2-methylthio-N(6)-dimethylallyladenosine(37) synthase activity; 4 iron, 4 sulfur cluster binding. The record is from RefSeq and is a predicted model, not a curated record. Gene Ontology annotation, cellular component: mitochondrion; cytosol. The transcript has 14 exons. The coding region runs from base 298 to 2097 and encodes 599 amino acids. Gene Ontology annotation, biological process: tRNA modification; negative regulation of cyclin-dependent protein serine/threonine kinase activity.